AACAUUUCCAAAGUGCGAAUUUAGAUUGUAAAAGUGAUAAAUAUUUUCAUAACAUUACAUAUAAAAGUAACAAGGCUUUUAAUUACAAUUAAAUGAUAAAGAAGCACAUAUCCAGAAUGAAUCUGCUUCCGAUUGUAUUAACAGUUCUCGCCAUCAGUUUCCAGUGCAACGCUGCAGCCAGAUCAAAAGGAGGUAAAAUGCCGAGUCAACCUAUAAAGUUGUACUACCUGCCGCCUUCCCCACCAUGCCGGUCAGUGAUGAUGACUGCACGGGCCCUUGGGAUCGACCUGGAGUUGGUACUAACAAACAUCAUGGAGGGAGAACAUAAAACACCGGAAUAUUUAAAGAUGAAUCCCCAGCAUACGAUACCAACAAUGGAUGACAGCGGUUUUAUUUUGUGGGAAAGUCGCGCUAUCCUUGCUUACCUGGUGAACGCUUACGGUCGGAGUGACGCGUUGUAUCCGAAAAAUCCUCGGCAGCGGGCGUUGGUGGACCAGAGACUUAACUUCGACCUUGGUACAUUGUACAAACGCUACAUGGACCUCUAUGCUCCGAUGCUGUUCCAAGGCAAAGAAUACAACGAUGAGGCAGCUGAGAAAUUAAACGAGGCUCUUGGCUGGAUGAAUUCAAUGCUUGAGGGAAGGGUGUUCGUCGCUGGAGACAAUCUCACCAUUGCUGAUAUCUCUAUCGUCGUGGUUUUUAGCAAUUUAGAGGCGUUCGGAUUCGACUACAGUGCACACGAGAACGUUGCAAAAUGGUUUGAAAGAACGAAAAAGUCUUUAGAGCCAUACGGGUACGAGGAAAUUGACCAAGCAGGCGCCCAAAUGCUCGCAUCAUUCCUGAAGAAAGAAUAAAACAUUUAAACAACACAUUUCAUUGUUCAAUUCACUAUUUAAGUACAGUACUCAAUAAAACUUAGCACGCGCUGCGGUUUAUUAUUUUUCUUAUCGAGUAUGAAGUGUAUGUGGCUUUUUAAGUAACCCAAUGGUAUAAGAAAAACUAACAUUAGUGCAAACGCUAAGACGCUGUCCUAUACUGAUACGGAAACUAUCGUCACUUCAAAUUAAAGGCACUAACUUUGCAGAUCUUGCUUGUAAAACAUACUCAAAACCACGGAACCCUCACACGUACAUACACGCACGAACACUCAUACACACACACACACACACGCACGCAUACACACACACACUAACACACGCACGCAUACACACACAAACACAUACACAAACGCACUGUCGCACACAUACGCAUACACGAACACGUACAUUAUAAAAUUGUAAAUUGUAUUGUUUUAGUUGU
Molecule: messenger RNA, 1299 nt
Organism: Pararge aegeria (speckled wood butterfly)
Lineage: Eukaryota; Metazoa; Arthropoda; Insecta; Lepidoptera; Nymphalidae
Gene: GSTd1
Product: glutathione S-transferase D7-like
Exons: 7
Coding region: 93-854 (253 amino acids)
Biological process (GO): glutathione metabolic process
Molecular function (GO): glutathione transferase activity
Source: RefSeq, a predicted model, not a curated record